GGCUGAAAUGCAAAGAUGUUUAAUAACAGUCGUCCCAAAAUGACUCCUUUGUACGUUGUAUUAUUCGUUUGCUUCGCUGGUGCAAUUGCAAGACCCAGUAACACCGAUGAGGGCAAGAGUGUAAAUCUACUUCCUACAGGAAGGAUUCAACUCCGCGAUAUGCUUACUCCAAUAGAAGAUUUGCGAAGGAGAGUGGAUGGAAAUGUUCGCAUGAAGCGCCUACCAGUGGUACCUUACCUUCCCACGGCACGAUUAUCACUUAACCCGUCAAGAAAUAACUUAGAUGUGGCAGAUGAAACCCAUCAGAAUCCUGUACGGGUAGAAUACAGAAGAAAAUGAAGCUCAUAAGUAAACCUAAGCAAAUAAAGUUUGAAUUGCACAUGUUUUCAAUUGAA
Messenger RNA from Phyllotreta striolata, 395 nucleotides. Lineage: Eukaryota; Metazoa; Arthropoda; Insecta; Coleoptera; Chrysomelidae. The record is from the annotation of a GenBank genome assembly.